GCCUGUUAUGUUCAACCUGUCUUGUGCAUUUAGUCCGUGCCUCAGUUAGUUUCCCCAGAUCCGUCAUCGUAGUGUCCGUGAAUGUCUCUGCCUAUCUGUCCUUUGACCAUUAAACCUCCUGAUUACCCAUCAGUUUGGCUCGCUCUCCUGCUUCCCUGCUUGCCGACUUACCCGAACGUGACAGCAGGUCCUUCAUCUCACAAACCACAACAUAAUUACUCCCAAAGAAACCCUGCAACUCUUACCUCAAUCCCGGCUUUCAGGCCUACCUACAUCCAGCAGACCAGAUCCUCCGUGUUCCCCAGAUCCAGAGACCUGCAAGGUCGCCAGAGCUGCAGGACCUGCCGGAGCCACCCCGCCUGCCAGCUGAAGACUUCUUCUCGCUCCUGGACAACCACAUGGAGUGGAGGCAAAAUUCCACCGUGUAAGGUGUCGAAGACCAGAGCACUCUUCAUGCGGGCAAGGAAGGCACUGGGGGGGCAAACCCCAGGUACGGAUCCCCAGGAGGCAGAGAAGGUCUGGCACUGUAUGGGGGAAAUGCAGCAGCUAAUCAAGCAUGAAGGUCCUCAAGUACAAACCCACACACACACAAUCCACCUAACCACAUGCCUUUGGACUGGGGAAAAAUUGGAGUACUUAAAGGAAACACAUGCAACAUGGAGAGAACUUACACAGUCCACAAAAACAUGGGAUGGAUUCAAACCCACAAUGAAGUAGGUGGCAGCUCAGAUUUCAGGGGACUGAUUUCUUUCAUUUGUGUGAGGAGACCUCCUUUAGUGGGCCCUUUAAGCAAGGUGCUUUAGA
Molecule: messenger RNA, 804 nt
Organism: Paramormyrops kingsleyae
Lineage: Eukaryota; Metazoa; Chordata; Actinopteri; Osteoglossiformes; Mormyridae
Source: RefSeq, a predicted model, not a curated record